AUGCCAAACGAGAAACCUGCCUCAGACCUAGGGUCAGGCGGUAGCCCCCUGAGCCAGCCCGCUUACACGCUCCCCUACGAAACUGUGAUCAAGGAACUCACCACCGGGAUUGAUGAGGGUCUCAGCCCCGACGAAGCCAGUCAUCGUCUCCAGGAAUAUGGCCCCAACAAGCUGGACGAAGGUGGAGGCGUUUCGGUGGUCAAGAUUCUCAUCCGGCAGGUGGCCAAUGCAAUGAUGCUAGUCCUGAUUCUCGCCAUGGCUGUGAGUUUCGGAAUCAAAUCUUGGAUUGAGGGCGGAGUCAUCUGCGCCGUCAUUGUCCUGAAUAUCGUUGUCGGUUUCUUUCAGGAGUUUGCUGCUGAAAAAACUAUGGAAUCUCUACACUCGCUGUCUUCGCCGACUGGAACUGUCUCGAGAGGUGGACAGACGUUCGCAGUGCCGUCGGUCGAGAUUGUACCUGGUGAUAUGGUCGAAUUGAGAACAGGAGAUACCGUUCCAGCGGAUAUCCGACUUGUUGAAGCAGUGAACUUUGAAACCGACGAGGCUCUCCUGACAGGCGAAUCUCUCCCUGUCCAGAAGGAAUGUGACUCGAUCUUCAAGGAAGACACUGGUCCUGGAGACCGCCUCAACAUCGCUUACAGCUCGAGUACCGUCACUCGAGGCCGUGCUCGCGGGGUGGUUGUCAGUACAGGCAUGUUCACGGAAAUCGGUUCCAUUGCUCUCGCACUGCGAGCUAGUGACAACAAGCGGCGCCCCGUCAAGCGCGGACCCAACGGUGAGACUAAAAAGCGGUGGUAUGCCCAAGCAUGGACUCUCACGGGCGCAGACGCUGUGGGUCGUUUCCUCGGUGUCAAUAUCGGCACCCCUUUGCAACGGAAGCUCUCGAAACUAGCCUGCCUACUCUUCGGAAUUGCCGUGGUGUUCGCUAUUGUUUGCAUGGCUUCAAACUCUUUCAGCAGCAACACUGAGGUUAUUAUGUACGCUGUCGCAACGGGCAUUAGUAUGAUUCCUGCAUGCUUGGUCGUUGUGCUUACUAUCACCAUGGCGGUGGGCACAAAGCGAAUGGUCGAGCGGAAUGUAAUUGUUCGAAAGUUGGAUUCCCUGGAAGCCCUCGGUGCUGUCACGGAUAUCUGUUCGGACAAGACCGGCACACUGACACAAGGCAAGAUGGUUGUCAAGAAGGCUUGGGUUCCUUCUCGAGGGACGUACUCUGUGGGCACUUCCAACGAGCCUUUCAACCCCACUAUCGCUGAUGUCUCGUUCACCCCUGUGCCUCCUCUGCAGUUUGAUGACGAGAAGGAAGGCCAUGCUGCGGAAAAAGCGGAAAGCCUGGUCACGGGAAACCGCCAGCUCGAGGACUUUCUGGACGUUGCUGCCAUGGCCAACCUCUCUCAUGUGUACAAGUCUGAAGAGGGCGCGUGGCAAGCACGAGGCGAGCCGACAGAGAUUGCCAUUGAAGUCUUCGCAUCAAGAUUUAACUGGAACCGUGAUCGCUGGACCAAGGGACGGGGCGCAGUAUGGCAUCAAAAGGCAGAGUUCCCAUUCGACUCGACUGUCAAGAAAAUGUCCGUCAUCUUCAGCAAAAUUACUCCCCAAGAGACUCGCACAAUGGUGUUCACCAAAGGAGCUGUUGAACGCAUCAUUGAUUCUUGCAGUUCUGUGAUCUGGGAACAAGACUCAUCUACCGCCGUGCCAAUGACCGAUUAUCACCGUGAGAAUAUUCUCCAGAACAUGGAAGAGCUCGCCAAGAUGGGACUUCGGGUAUUGGCUUUGGCACAUCGCUCCUACACCGAGGAACCGCGACUUUUAGAAGGUUCCGAUCUGGAACGUGAGGAAGUGGAGAAAGAUCUUUGCUUCCUUGGGCUGAUCGGCUUGUAUGAUCCCCCACGCCCUGAAACAGCAGACUCAAUUCAAGCCUGUUACAGAGCUGGUAUAGUCGUUCACAUGGUCACUGGUGAUCACCCCGGCACUGCAAAAGCGAUUGCACAGCAAGUUGGAAUCCUACCAUCCGACUUUAGUACAGUCGCAGCUGACGUCGCAGACGCCAUGGUUAUGACUGCCGGUCAAUUCGACAAACUCACUGAAGACCAGAUAGAUGCACUUCCUACUUUACCUCUUGUCAUUGCCCGCUGUGCUCCGCAGACCAAGGUGCGCAUGAUUGAUGCCCUUCAUCGCCGUGGCCGCUUCGCAGCCAUGACUGGAGAUGGUGUGAAUGAUUCCCCUUCGCUGAAGCAUGCCGACGUGGGUAUCGCUAUGGGACAAGCAGGAUCAGAUGUGGCCAAAGACGCGUCUGAUAUUAUCCUCACGGACGAUAACUUUGCUUCGAUUCUCAACGCUGUUGAAGAGGGAAGGCGCAUCUUUGACAAUAUUCAGAAAUUUGUGCUCCACCUGCUAGCCGAAAAUAUUGCUCAAGCUUGCACCUUGCUUAUCGGCCUGGCCUUUAAGGAUGCCGAUAAUCAAUCUGUCUUCCCCCUCGCACCAGUUGAAAUCCUCUGGGUUAUCAUGAUCACCUCGGGUAUGCCUGACAUGGGCCUUGGAAUGGAGGUCGCUGCGCCCGACAUUAUGGAUCGCCCUCCACAAAGCAAACAAGGUAUUUUCACCUGGGAGGUGAUUAUCGACAUCAUGGUUUACGGCAUAUGGACCGCAGCCCUCUGUUUGGCAGCAUUCUCCAUCCGCAUGUGGGGAUUCGGCGACGGUAAUUUGGCCCGUGGUUGCAACAAAGAAUGGUCCGAGGAGAUCAAAGACUGCGAACUGGUUUUCCGAGCCCGAGCCACAACCUUCGUGUGCCUCACUUGGUUUGCUCUGUUCUUGGCUUGGGAAAUGGUCAAUAUGCGCCGCUCAUUUUUCCGCAUGCAACCAAAAUCCAAGAAAUACUUCACCCAGUGGAUGUACGACGUCUGGCGAAACAAGUUUCUCUUCUAUUCCAUUAUGGCUGGAUGGAUCACCAUGUUUCCUAUCCUCUACAUACCUGUGCUCAACGACGUUGUCUUCAAACAUAAGCCGAUCACCUGGGAAUGGGGUAUUGUGGCGGUUGAGGCGGUUCUUUUCUUCAUGGGCGUCGAAACCUGGAAAUGGGCCAAGCGAGUGUUCUUCCGUCACAGAGAGAGGAAGUAUCAACUUGCGAGUUCAUUGGCUGGGGUUCCGGAAGAGGCCUAA
Messenger RNA from Penicillium atrosanguineum, 3153 nucleotides. RefSeq names its product cation-translocating P-type ATPase. The record is from RefSeq and is a predicted model, not a curated record. The coding region runs from base 1 to 3153 and encodes 1050 amino acids. The transcript is spliced from 3 exons. Gene Ontology annotation, biological process: calcium ion transmembrane transport; intracellular calcium ion homeostasis. Gene Ontology annotation, molecular function: P-type calcium transporter activity; ATP hydrolysis activity; ATP binding. NCBI's taxonomy places the organism in Eukaryota, Fungi, Ascomycota, Eurotiomycetes, Eurotiales, Aspergillaceae. Gene Ontology annotation, cellular component: plasma membrane.